Ogataea philodendri is the source of this 1674-nucleotide messenger RNA. RefSeq lists its product as uncharacterized. The transcript has a single exon. Bases 1 to 1674 code for a protein of 557 amino acids. Gene Ontology annotation, molecular function: centromeric DNA binding. The record is from RefSeq and is a predicted model, not a curated record. Gene Ontology annotation, cellular component: kinetochore. Gene Ontology annotation, biological process: spindle attachment to meiosis I kinetochore; attachment of mitotic spindle microtubules to kinetochore; kinetochore assembly. NCBI's taxonomy places the organism in Eukaryota, Fungi, Ascomycota, Pichiomycetes, Pichiales, Pichiaceae.
AUGAGCUAUCGAAAAAGCGAGGUGUUCGAGCCUCCGGGCAAAGUCGGCCGGAAAACAGGCUUCUUUCUUACGCGAACACCCAAGAAGAACGAGAACGGGCUGGAAGAUCUGAAAGACUUCUUUCUUUCUGACGAAGAAUACGAGUCUCCUAAUAACCAAAAAAUCAACACUUCUCCUAAUAAACGACUCUCGCAACGGUACCAGCAACUCAAGGCACACAAAUCUCAGGCGCAAACUCCAACAAAGAGUCCCAAAUCCAGACCAGCUAAGCCGAAGGGCAGUUUGAGUAUGCUGCUGAUCUCGUCCAGCGAUGAAGACCAAGAUAAAAGCGAUUCAGACGAUGCUGAUGAGAUAAUCAACGCAGCCACCCAGAUGGGGUCUCCGAUCAGACCCAACGUGCGCAAGAAGGCUUCUGUCAAUGGCUCGCCAGCGUCCUCGCAGCUGCAGUCGGUGUCGAAAUCUCCCAAGUCGUUGCAGCCGUCACCGUUGAAAAAAGACGUGCGGCCGGGCUCCAAGUCCAGUAUCUUGGACGUCGAUAGCGAAGAGGUGUCGGAAGAUGAACCACCGGUGAAUACGGCAUCGAAGUCCACGCGGGCGCACCAGUUUGCCUCUAUCACGAAAAACAUGGCUCUCCAGAAGAAGCCAGCCAAAACUUCCAAACUUGUCAUUUCAGACCAGGAAUCCGAGCCUGAGCCGGAGGAAGAACAGAUACAGGAGUCGGCAGACUCCGACUUCGAGCGUUCGGACGCUCAUGACGAGGGGGUCGUGGACAACGACGAGGACGAAGAGGUCGUGAGCAUUUCUGAGGACUCGCUUCCUCUGGUCAAGCAGAACGAUAACUCUGUGGAGGAAGUCUCGCGGCCCAAAGAAGAAACUCCUGUGAGCGAUUCGGGUGUAAGACGGUCUUCCAGAACCCGAGUGACGCCUGUGGCGUGGUGGAGAAACGAGAAGAUCAUCUACGAAACGCGGACCGAGAAUGGCACGUAUGUGAAGCAGAUCAAGGACGUUCUGCACCGUCCUGAGGCCAAGCCGGUGACGCGCAAGAGAAGACAGUCGUCGGUGACCCCAACGACAAAGACACGGCGAAGAAGCAGGACCCCGCGGGUGCAGAGCGAGGAGCCGGUGCCGGCUGCUGUUCAACCCAAGAUUGUGGAGCAGCCCGUUGAGGAGCAGAAGAACGAGCAAGAGGAAGCGCAGCAGCUGGACGGCGGUGAGUGGCUACAGAAGAACUCACUGACGAUCCCUGUGUUCGAAGGUCCUGGGUCUGAGAACCAGAUCGAGCGGACCGUCGCAUGGGCCCCUAACAAGUCGAAAAACAUAUCCAUCAUCAAGAACAGCGAGGAGUUUUUCCGGAUUGCCACGCUGUUUGACCAGGACAGCGAGUUCAGCGGAGGCGGGAUCAUCGAGAUCCCUGUUGGCUCGCGCAAAGCCAUCAAGUCCAACGACGACACCUACUUCAUCUUCUUCGUGAUACAGGGCGUGCUAGAGGUGACGUUGUCGCACAGUCCGUUUGUUGUGGUGUCGGGGUGUUCUUUCGAGGUUCCGAUGGGUAACUUUUACCAGUUUGACAACAAGGGCAAGACGGUGGUGAAGCUGUUCUUUGUCCAGUCCAAGUACGUUGUUGUGAGUUCUCCUGAGGACGACGACGACGAGGACGACGAGGAUAGUAUGUGA